Molecule: messenger RNA, 2336 nt
Organism: Nematostella vectensis (starlet sea anemone)
Lineage: Eukaryota; Metazoa; Cnidaria; Anthozoa; Actiniaria; Edwardsiidae
Exons: 11
Coding region: 213-2087 (624 amino acids)
Source: RefSeq, a predicted model, not a curated record
CGGACCCUUUUAGUCCUAACCAAGAAAUAAAUUAGAUUCUUUCUGUUAAUUCAAAUCAGUGAACUCAGAUAAGUGCAACAAGUCCAACCUGCUUUCUGUGAAGUGUGAGGUAUUGUUGGUUGCAAUCACAAUAUGAUAUAAAUAUUUAAUGAUUGUUUAUCUCCAAAGGAGAAACAUAUAAAGGGUUUUCUUUGGAAAAGCAGGUUCUUACGAUGUUAGCCACGUGGAGAUGGGUUAUCUUCCUGUGCGCAUUGAUCAUGGGGCACCACGUGAUCAACGCGAGUCAGUUGUACCAGCAACAAGUGAACUUCGCAAGAGCUCUGCGUGAACGCGAAGCCAGAGAGACUCGUGAGCAGUCAGCCAACCACCUAUCCAGACGAUCGUUUGUAGCAUCGCACAGAAAUUCCACGUCUGGCAUUGCACGACACGUGCAGGCACAGAAACGGUUUAUUUUCACUCUGAUAUUUAUCGUCUCUGUCGUCACCGCUGUCGCCGCCACAACAGUCGAGACGAUCUAUGACCUUGCUGGUUGCUGUGGACUGCAUUACAAAUCGUUGUGUAAUUUUGAGGAAAAGUUUAAUACCCAAAAAAGGGAAAUUGAAACGAGAGCUAAAAAUCUUGAUGAUAGAAUAGAAAAAGCCAUCAAGACAAGAGAUAACAUUGAUGAGUUUUACAACGCGCUGCAGCGUUCCGGCGAGGAGGUGGAGCGAAUUGUUUCACUGCAAGAAGAGAUCCUGGAAGCAAUGGACCCAAGGCUCCGAAUGGGGAUGACCAAAAAGAUCAGACUUCUUGAGGAACAAGCCGAGAAGGCUACCAAUGGCAUCGAGGAAAUGACUCUGAAUAACGUGGAAAACAACGUGGACGCGACGCAGAGGACCUUAAAGCUCGUCAUGUCAUGGACAGCUGGUGUAGGAGUAUUGGGACUAGAACUCAUCACGACAAAAGCGUACAAGGCUUACAAGAUAGGAAAGAUCUACAAAGUGUUGAAGGCAAAGCAUGCAGCGAAGUUGUUCCAGGCGACCAAAGCACAGAAGCUUCUUGGUUUCACUAGCGAUGGAGCAAAAACAUUCCUCAAAGCAACAGCAGUGUCGCGUUUCGGUGCCAAAAGUGCUAAGAUGCUUAAAUUCGCCAAAUUCUUUAAGGUUGGAGGUGCUGUCCUUUCAGCUAUAGGAAUAGUGUUUGAUAUCUACAACAUCGUUAAUACGUUCGUCCAGUGCGAUAGAAAGUCCGACGAGGCCGCGCAAUCGCUUAGAGACUUUGAGAAGGCUCGAAGGGAUCUGACGAAAACAGAGAAUGACUUAAAGGAGUUUACGCAGACUCUGCGAGCCGCGUUUCUGCAGCAAGUCCAGCCAGACGCUCACAACCAACUCUUACAUAACGCCCUCAACGGGGUCAAAAACAUCAUUUCUGGUAUGGACCAGACCGUUACGAGGACCUGGGAUUACAAAGCCUGCCAGAAUAAGAUCCCAAGUUUGGUCAAUAAUCUUGGGGAUUUGUCCUCGUUAGAGCAGCUUCCUAGCCUUACAGCACAAAUUACCGACGUGACAGAUAGUUGUAUGAAGACGCUGCAGUUCAUGAUGGCCUGUUACCUCGGCAAAAUGAAGAUGAUCACAGAGGUAAUCAACGGAUGCAGAGAGGGGGCAGACACUUUUGAAAACCUCUACAAAGCCACAUUACUUCCAUAUUCAAGUUUCAUGUGUGUCGAUAACAACGGCCGGCCAUACGCUACUAAAGAUGAUGUGAAGGAAUCCCUGAAAAGAGCGGCAGCGGACGAAGGCUUUGACCUGGAGUGUCGAGCGAACAGCGCCACCGUCCGGGCAACAGUGUGUCUAAACAAGGACAUGGGCAAGACUGCAGCGCAGAUAUCGGUCAUGAGCUCAGUGAACCUGUCGUCUGGUGCAGUGACGAGGAUCAUGAACAAGUGUCCAGCCCAGGGCACUGAUACAGUCGUCCUGUCGCCGAAACAGGUGAAGGAAAUUUGCGAUUACAAGCGAAUGGAGCUGCCAAUGGAAGACAUUCUCAUGCUUGUUGAAGCGGGAAUUGACGAGGCCACAGUCGAAAAUCUGGAAUGCCCAGGAAUGGAAUAGAGGGAGGUUUUAGUCUAAGAGACAGACCUUCUGAAGUAGAACAAUGAAGUAGAUAACAUAGUAAAAUUAUGUGAACUCAUUGACUUGUUAGGGGAAAUGUUCUCGAUUAUGGUAUGUACGAGACAACGGAAAGAGAGAGCCGAGAAUGCACAAUGGAAAAAAAUAUUAUAAAACAUCACUAGUUAUAUGGAACCAUUGAAAAAUGUAAAACAGAAUAAUUGACUUGAAUAAAACAGACUUGAUUUGUCA